Phanerochaete carnosa HHB-10118-sp is the source of this 925-nucleotide messenger RNA. RefSeq lists its product as uncharacterized. The transcript is spliced from 9 exons. The coding region runs from base 19 to 846 and encodes 275 amino acids. Gene Ontology annotation, cellular component: mitochondrion; membrane. Gene Ontology annotation, biological process: mitochondrion organization. The record is from RefSeq and is a predicted model, not a curated record. NCBI's taxonomy places the organism in Eukaryota, Fungi, Basidiomycota, Agaricomycetes, Polyporales, Phanerochaetaceae.
ACAAACCAGUGUGCGGUCAUGGCAUUCCAGCAGACACUCAACCGUCUUUUGAUCCCCGUUGCUCUCGCCGGUGCCCUGUUCCAGUCUAGCAUUUACGAUGUUCCCGGAGGUUUCAGGGCUGUCAUGUUCGACCGGUUUGCGGGUGUGAAGGACGACGCAAAGCCCGAGGGUACUCAUUUCCUCAUCCCGUGGCUGCAGCGGGCCAUUCUCUACGACUGUCGGAUCAAGCCGAGAAAUAUUUCUACCACCACUGGCUCAAAAGACCUUCAGAUGGUCUCUAUCACCCUCCGUGUGCUCUCACGCCCCGAUGUCGAGCACCUCUCUAAAAUCUAUCAAAAACUUGGCCUCGACUAUGACGAGCGCGUGCUGCCUUCCGUCGGAAACGAAGUUUUGAAGAGUAUCGUUGCACAGUUUGAUGCAGCAGAGUUGAUUACCCAGCGUGAAGUUGUCUCGUCGCGGAUACGCGAAGACCUACUCCAGCGUGCUGGGGAGUUCAACAUCAAACUUGAAGAUGUCUCCAUUACCCACUUGACGUUCGGCAAGGAAUUUACCCAAGCCGUCGAGGCCAAGCAAAUUGCUCAACAAGAUGCUGAGCGUGCGAAAUUCAUCGUCGAGAAGGCUGAGCAGGAGCGCCAAGCGGCCGUCAUCCGCGCAGAGGGUGAAGCCGAGGCUGCCGCGGUUAUCUCGCAGGCCCUGAACAAGGCUGGCGAGGCAUUUGUCGCAUUUCGCAAGAUUGAAGCAAGCAAAGCGAUUGUACAGUCACUGGCGAACAACCCGAAUGUGACCUACAUCCCGAGCGGCGGAGGAAAUGUGCUUCUAAAUGUUCCUACUGGCCGCAAUCAGUAGUAGUUUGUUUACCUGUCAUCCUGUAAUUAGUCUAUUCCUUCUUUGGUGUUCCUGCAAAAGUUAUGGGCGUUGUGGCGCG